UAAAGCAGCUGAAGCGACGGCAGCGCAACAAAAAGUUUGGGCACGAGACGAAAGCCACAUUGACGCGAUGCGUAAGGAACACCUAAGUAAACAAAGUGAGUUGCCCAGGCAUUACAAGUGUCCUAAGUGCGCACGUAUGCACCCGCCACGAAGGUGUCCUGCAUUCGGGAAAACAUGUCGCAAAUGUCAACGCCCCAACCAUUUCGCUAUCUGCUGCAGACGAUUUGCCGAUAUAGGCGAACUUCAGGGCGGUGAAGAUAACUUUGACAUUCUGGACGUGUCAAGCUGCGCACCAAAGCAACACGACUGGACAGUUGUCGGCCAAAUCAAGAACGUACCACUUGAAUUCAAGGUCGACACAGGAGCGCAAGCAAAUCUACUACCUUUCGGUUGCUACCGUAAAAUUCGCCCGAAACCGCCCCUGAAACCAAGCAGCGCGGUGUUACGUUCGUAUGGCGGAGGGGUUAUCAAGCAUGAUGGCGUCAUUCGUGCAGAAUUAGCACUAGGUGACCGUUGCGCCGUCCUCGACUUCUUCGUGGUGUCCAAGGGGCAUCAGGCCAUCCUGGGCUUACAGGCUAGCGAAAAUCUUGGACUUGUGUCACGCAUACACGCAGUAUCUCGAAACAGUUCCGAGGAAGUCGCAAGAAACUUUCGCCACUUGUUCACAGGAACCGGGUGCGUUGAAAGGGUCUAUCGAAUGGUUCUACGUGACGACGCCACGCCAAUCGUCCAAGCAGCCCGACGAGUGCCGCUGGCCCUACAGGAACCCUUGCGAGAAGAACUGGGACGUAUGGAGCGCGCGGGCAUCAUAACCAAAGUCACCGAGCCCACAGACUGGAAGGCCAUUGGCGACAUGCCCCCGAGGUUGCAGCGUUUUUUCCUGCGCCUUCUUCGCUAUGACGUAAAACUUCAGUUCACACCAGGGAAGCAACUGCUUCUCGCUGACAUGCUGUCACGUGCAACAACCGGACCCAUCACGGGAAACGACGUCAUCAACGACGACACUGAAGUGCACGCAGUAAGUGUUGUUUCUUCACUUGUCACCGAUAACACCUGGAAGAGGUUGGCUACGGAAACUAGUCGGGAUGAAGAAUUAAAGCAAGUUCUUGUGGACUUGGCGGCAGGAAAAGCACUCCAAGGCCACUGGAAAUCUUUUGAAGGAGAGCUUUCUCACGUGAACGGAGUCCUCUUAAAAGGGUGCAAAGUUGUAAUUCCGGCUACGAUGAGGAAAGAAACUUUGGAACGCAUUCAUCAAGGUCAUCUGGGCAUCAAUAAAUGCAAAUCACGGGCCAGGCAUCUUGUCUUCUGGCCAGGAAUAAACCGUGACAUAGAAACUUUCGCACAGGCGUGUUCUGCAUGCAAAACGUACGCGUACAGACAGCCCCAAGAGCCGUUACAGUUGCGCCCAGUACCUGAUAAACCGUGGCAUCGUGUCGGCAUCGAUAUUUUUGAGCAUGGUGGACGGUCAUACCUGUGCGUCUACGACGCAUUAUCCAACUUUCCUGAAGUAGAGCUGCUAAAAGAUACUACCGCGAAGACGGUCAUUGAAGCAACAAGUGCAAUUUUUGCUAGAUACGGCAUACCAGGGGUGCGAUCGGAGAUCGUUGUUCGGCGCGUUCGUUCGGUUACCGGCGCGCGCGAUUGGCCUACUCCGCGCCGACGUCGCCAGCCGCGGGGCGCCGCCCCGUUUUUGGUGACGUCAAAAUGACGACACGCUCCUGUCAAUCAUCCGCCCACCGAGCAUUUCGUCCGACCGCGACGGGAGUUGAGAAGUUUGGAGCGAUCAUACGGCUUCGCAUGGCGCGUCUGGUGGAUUGGAUUGGAUCCAACAGGCAGCCUGUUCGGCUGCGGAAUGGCACGUUUGCGAAACGCGUUUGAAGAAAUGACAGAAAAUGAAUUCCGGCGUCGUUUUUCUUUCUCGAAACAAAUAAUUCGUUGGUUGCACAGAGAAAUCGACAACAUCAUCGGUGCCAGCGAGCCACUGGGAUGUUGUCGUUGCCUCUUGAAAAGUGCGCCACUCUUCCCGUCGUUUUUUUUUUUCUUUUUCCUUCUCGCUGUGCGCGACACCACCUAGGGACGACGCAAAGAACCUUGUAGUUAUAAAUUGCAGUAGUCACACGUACUACUAUUUGAAAACGUGUUUGGGCUUGAGAAGAAAAAUACAUUUUUUUUAGAUAAAGAUUUAAUUCAUUUGGAAGACGAGAAACAUUUGGUUUUGUAGUAUACUGCUUGCAAGCAGACGACAAACGACGGAAGUAAACUUCCGGGGAGGUCACCGCUUCCUGAUUGGCUGCUCUCUCUGCCCCGCUGUCACAAAUUUUGCAUACUGCAACUUUGUGACGU
Messenger RNA from Dermacentor albipictus, 2343 nucleotides. Lineage: Eukaryota; Metazoa; Arthropoda; Arachnida; Ixodida; Ixodidae. The record is from RefSeq and is a predicted model, not a curated record.